Molecule: messenger RNA, 1317 nt
Organism: Triticum aestivum (bread wheat)
Lineage: Eukaryota; Viridiplantae; Streptophyta; Magnoliopsida; Poales; Poaceae
Exons: 2
Coding region: 696-1127 (143 amino acids)
Source: RefSeq, a predicted model, not a curated record
UUGUAUAUAACUUAAACGAGUAGUCCAGCUAAUGUCUGGCGUUGUUUGCCAUUUUUUGAAUGUAGUGUUGAUCAUGUCAAACUAGAGACAAACUUUGACGUUAGGAUGUUCUCUGCUAGGUGUCGAGGUUCAACUGGGCAAAACCAACUUGAUGAGCUUUUGAGUGCAAUUUUAUUUGAUCAGAUAAGUUGAUUCAGCUUAGUGGAGGCUCACAAACUAUCUACCUAAGUGCUGAAGCCACUAUGAGCUCAAAAUAAAGGGACCAACUUUAGUUUGCCUGAAGUCUAAAGCCCACACUGGCUGCAUCGAUCAGGAUAAGAACAUCCGGUACCGGAUUGGAAGAAAAAUUGGAAGAAAAAUCUUCAGAAUCAUUUGCACCAUGUCACCAUCCUAUAUGCAAGAAAUUGCAUUGAGUCCUAACUUUCUGCUUUACUUAUACCCCUUGCAACCUAUUCCUGGCCAUAAUCAUUCCUUUUUGCUUGCCCCUUUUCGCGUGCUUGCCUAGCAAUUCGCCGAGUUUUCAAGAAACAGCACACAUGCCUACGAAAUGCUAGCCACCUCCUUUCCAGUCAUAAAAAGCUCAUCAUGUGAGCUAAUGAAGCACUUGGAAAAGGUGAUGAACUACUUAUAUAGCAACUAACUAAGGUUGUGGAGGUUGCUUCAGAGGCCUCAAUCUGUGGGUGGCUCCUUGCUCCAUGACUUUUAACUGUGCUAUAAAAUGGCUUGCAGUUCAGGCCCUCUACAUGAGCCCUCAUGGUUGCAGAAGAAGAAGAGUAGGAGCACUUGAAGAAAUGCUUAAGAGGAGACAGAUGGAGAGAUUGCCUGCGCUGCACCUGGCAGUGGUGUCCCUGCUCGGCUUCUGCUGCCUCAUCCAUGCUUCGAGGGCUGCUAUUUCAUUCCCACCUGGUAAUCGUCCCAUGCCAUCAGCGGCCCCGAGGGAGCAGCUGCAGGAGACCGAGACAAUCCCAGAUUCCAGUGGAGCAGAUGGUCAGGUCGUCGUAGCGGGAGAGGUCGACCGCGGUGCUGUCAGCAAGAGGAUGGAGAUGGAGAUGCAACUGGAGGACUACCCGGGGUCCGGCCCCAACGACCACCACUCGCCGUGGUGGCGGCAGGAGAGGAGGAAUUGAGAACAUGGAGCAAAUUUGCAUGUGUGUUCGUAGUGUUGCACAGUUGUGUAUGUUUCUCAAACUGGAACGCUUGUUACUUGCAAGGGCAUGAAGAGCAUCAUAUAUAAAAAGCACUAGCGACGAAAAGCGCCAUUUUAUAUUUGUGAGUUUUUGUUGUUAUAUAUAUCUUGGAAUACUAAUGUUAUGGUAA